Messenger RNA from Amphimedon queenslandica, 3800 nucleotides. RefSeq names its product transient receptor potential cation channel subfamily A member 1-like. Gene Ontology annotation, biological process: monoatomic ion transmembrane transport. Gene Ontology annotation, cellular component: transmembrane transporter complex. NCBI's taxonomy places the organism in Eukaryota, Metazoa, Porifera, Demospongiae, Haplosclerida, Niphatidae. The transcript has a single exon. Bases 233 to 3736 code for a protein of 1167 amino acids. The record is from RefSeq and is a predicted model, not a curated record. Gene Ontology annotation, molecular function: transmembrane transporter activity; protein binding.
CUUUUCCUCUCUCCGGUCCAAACACAAAUCACGUGACUGUGUAACGGGUUAAAAUUAAAAAACUGAAUGGGCGUGUCUAAAUUUAAUUAAUUAUCUAACUAGCUAAUUAUGGCAGCUUUGAUGGCACCUUCCUUUCCAGAGCUAUCAGUUGUGAUAUACAGCUUGCAAAUGAUGCGAUUGCAAGCUAUAUACUUUCUUUGGGACCUUUUACACAUAUUUUCAAGGAUCAAGAAUGGCUGCCAAAGAAGAGAGUGAUGCUCCAGUCCCCUCUUCAGGCACUUCUUUGGACUUUCCCUCCACUGCACGUAUUGUUACUAACUGGCAGCAGCAAGCAAAGGGUGUCCGUAAGAAGCGGUCUCGUCAAAGCAGCAAAGAGUUCAGUGAAGAGCUCAUUCAUCUCGCUAGCGAGUAUGACAACAAAUCACCACACGAGCUUGCUUUUGAGGGCGAGCUGAGCAUCCUACGUACUAGGAUUGAUACAUUUGGUCUCUCAUUAAAAACCAGAGGUGCUAAAGGUGAAACGCUACUGCAUUCUGCUACAAGUGGCAAUCAGAUAGAUACAAUGCUCUACCUCAUUGAAAGUGGAGUCCCAUUGAAUGCAGUGGAUAAAGAAGGCAACACGGCAUUGCAUGUAGCAGUCAUCAAUCAGUGCAUAGAGUCUGUUCACAUUCUCAUUAAUAACAAUGCUGAUGACACUAUUUGUAAUGUCAAUCAAGAUGCACCUCUUCACAUUGCAGUACGUAGUGCAAACAAGCACCUAGUUGAAGCAUUUCUUGAGCACACUAACAUUGAUAUUGUUGUGCCAGGCUACAGAAAACGUACACCACUACACAUAGCAGCAGAAUUUGAUUACGUUGACAUUGUCGAUGCAUUCAAUAACUGUUCUCUAGCUGUUCAAGCAUUCAAGGACAAGAAUUCAUUUCGUUUGUGUGCUGCUGAUGAAGACAAGCUCACUCCCAUUCAUUUUGCUGCUCGCUGUGGCUCGUCUAAGGUCCUUGAUUUCAUGAUACAAAAUUGCUCUCGACACGGAUAUCCCGUUGAAUUAAUCUUACAGUUUCUGGAUGAGGAGAAUAGCACUCCAAUGCAUGCAGCUAUAGAUGCAGGUCACUUAAAUAUUGUUAAAGUCCUGCUUAAAUAUGGAGCCUCGCCCACUGUUGUUAAUGGAGAUCAAAUCCCUCCCAUACACCUUGCCUGUUAUCAAGGUCGAAUAGAUAUUGUUCAAGCAAUGAUUGAACAUUGUGGCCGAGACAUUGUUUUUUCAACUUGCUCCGAUGGCCAGACUCCAUUGCACUGGGCUGCUAGAUCAAUUCACGGCGGCCAAGUGAUUAAUUAUCUCGUUCAGCAGGGAGCUAAUCCAAAGCUUGUUAGUAGAGACGGAAAUACAGCUCUACAUGCAGCAAUAAUGCACAAUAGUUUAGAGUCCACUCAGGAAAUACUUGCAGUUGAUAAAUGCAUCUCAUCCAUUUGUGAUAACGCCGGUCGGAAUAUAGUUCAUUUAGCUGUACUUCGAAAGAGAAAGGCAAUAUUGCAUUACCUUUUAAAUGAUUCUCCAUGCGCUAAAGACCUUGUCAGUCAGCAAGAUAACAAGAAAUGCACCCCAUUGCAUUACGCUUUGACAGAUAGUCUUGGUGACUAUGUAUCUAUGCUAGUUACAGCUAUGCAGCCUCACAUACCACACGUCAAGGAUGACUCUGGAUUAAAUUAUCUUCAUCUAGCAGCUCGAAGUGGCAACUGGAAAGCAUUGCGUAUCCUCUUAAACAGUUCGUUUGCUAGUAAUAUGCUUAACGAGGUUUCAUCUAUUGGUGCAACACCUCUCCAUGAAGCAGCAAUGCAAGGCCACCUUCAAUGUAUUGAGAUCCUAUUGAGUGCUGGUGCCAUGCUACACAAGUGCUACUAUGGAUACACACCAUUCCACGGUGCCAUUUACAAGGGGCACUAUGAGUGUGCAAAAGUUUUAUUUGAGGCCCAUCCUUUCCAAAAGAACAUGCUGUCUGAUAAAGGUGAGUCUGCACUGCAUCUAGCUGUAGCAAGUGGUUCUCCUAAAGUGCUGAAGCUCUGUCUUGAUCUCGAUAUACCAAUCACAAGAAAAAGUAACAACAACACUUUUCUAGAUGAGAUUAUAAAGUCAGGGAACGUAAUUGCUGCACGUACAGUAAUCAAACAUGACCGUUGGCAUGAAUGCCUCGAUUUCCCUGUAUGUGAAAGCAGGCCCCAUUACUUUAUUCAGCUCAUACAAACGAUGCCAGAGAUAGCAGAAGAAGUCCUGGAUCGUUGUCAUCAGAAAGGCCUUCAACCGAAAGAGCACAUUGAGUAUUUCGAGCGCUUUGAUUUCAAGUACCUUCGACUAGACAACAAUAAUGUCGAGCCAGGACGUAAUGACGAUAUUGAAAAGAAUGAAGAGAAAGUUCCUCUGUUUGAAGAGAAUGAUGGGGACAUGAUGCAGUCCCUCAAUAUCAAAUACAAGAGUAAGCAUAGUGAAAAUCUAGCAGUUGCUUUUGCCACUAGAAGUUAUUCUAGCAUGGAGGUGUUGAAGAGGAUGCUUGCAUUCAAUCGUGUGUCCCUACUCACUCAUCCUGUUGUACGUCAAUACCUAAAAAUAAAGUGGAGAGGAUACGGUCGUAUCAUUUAUGGUACGCACAUGUUUUUCUUUGUUUUACAAGUUUUACUGCUCUCCAGUUUUGUUAUACUUACUCCCCCACCUCGAUUGAAUAUCACAGAUGUGACAUUGGAAGUCAUCUCAUCUGCUUCUAAUGCAACUCUGCUUACUGAGAUUACAACAUCUUCAACAGUUAUUCGUUUUAUUACUCUAGCCAUUUGCUUCAUUGAUACCAUGAUAUGGUUGGGAAAUGUCUUCUCUUUGAGGCUUAGAGCUGUGAACAUCCUCAAGCAUGAAUUAAUAUGGAUGGAAGGGCUAACAAUAGGUUCGACAUACGCCUUCCUUAUACCAUGGAAGUUUCAUACAUUUGGCUUUGCUUUUGUUUUCUGGCAGGCUGGAGCCAUCGCCAUAUUUUCAGGUUGGUUUUCUAUUGGCUUGUUCCUAAAACCGUUUGAUUUGUUUGGAGUGUAUGUCACUAUGUUUCUGGAGGUCUUGUCAUCUCUUUUCAAAGCAUUACUUGUGGCUUCUCUCUUCAUCAUUGCUUUUGCCUUUGCUCUAUUUAUCCUUGUUGGAGACAUUCCUCCUUUUGGAAGCAUUGGGGACUCAUUUUUCACAACUUUCUCGUAUCUUCUCGGUGAAAUCAAUUACGAAGUAUACGUGAGAAGAUCUGAUAAUGACUCCCUUGCCCAUUCUGGCCUAACAUACAUUUUUGUCCUUCUUUCUGCUGCUAUACUUGCUGUUGCUGUAAUGAACCUUCUCAUUGGUCUAGCAGUUGGAGAUAUUGAAACUAUUAGAAGGAAUGCACUACUGAAGCAGCGCUCAACUGAAGUCAGAAUAUUUACCAGGAUAGAGCCAUGGCUUCCUAAAUUUGUCAUACGACGCUAUGACAAGAGAUUUCAUAACAUUUCCCCAAACAAGCCGGUUUCUGUGAUUAGAAAAAUCUGGCGAUAUUUCUGGCGUACCUUGAAGUCCUCGGAUGAAGGGGAAGCACCAAAUUUAGAAAAGAUUUUAGAGCGACAGCAGCUGUAUAUCAACUGCCUUCAACAAGAGAUAGCUCAAGCAAAGAAGCUUCAUCAGCAGCAGCAUGAGGAAUUGAAAGAUUUGUUGGAAACGAUUGUUCAUCAACGAAGCGAUGACUAAAUGUACAUAUAUUCUGUUAAAAGUAACUAUGCUAUAUUAUUUUUGUGUGAUUAUAAAUACUAAC